Molecule: messenger RNA, 845 nt
Organism: Mya arenaria
Lineage: Eukaryota; Metazoa; Mollusca; Bivalvia; Myida; Myidae
Exons: 6
Coding region: 216-845 (209 amino acids)
Source: RefSeq, a predicted model, not a curated record
CCUACUUAUCCGCGCAGCCGAGAAACCCUGGUAUUUUUCACCUUUUUUAUGGGAACCCCGAUGUGAUUCAACUAACAAAACUUGCAGUUAGAGAGGGAAUUACACGCAGAACAUUAUAACACCAAUCAAUCAUGAACACUCUAAUGGAUUUCUUCACAAUCUGAGGGAAAUCAUUUCGUUACGCGGUGCAAAACUUCUCGGUCAGCCAUUUGGGAAUGCCACGUCAAGAAGGGGACGAUAUUUCUCCUCAGAAGAGGCAACUAGAAAAGGAAGAUGGUGAAUCCGCCGAAGAUCAAGUCAGUAAAAGGGCCAGGACAUCAGAUUUGGCCAAGACUGGAGGUGCCAACCAACAGAGUGAGGGGACAGUCAUUCCAGUAUAUGUAAAUGUAAUACCCACGACUGUUACAGAAAUUGAGAAUUAUGCUGCAUCAGAACAGCUUUUUGCGGCCCCAAUCUCUGUUUACCAUGAAGCUAGUGGCUCCAUUGAAGUACAUGGCAUUUCUGGAAAAAAGGGUGGCAAUUAUGUCGAGACUGGGGAAGAGCCAGAGAGAAGGGAAAGAACUCUUUCCACAUCUUCAACUCCAGAACAGAGGAAUAGAUCACUUGAAGCAUUGUUUAAGGUCACAGACAAUGAGCUACAGGCCAUUGCCCAGCAACCCCCUGGAGACAGCCAGCAUUUACCUGUAGUGGUUCAUGUUGGUGACCAAGCACAGGCUGUGAUAGUAAUAGAUAACAGCAUUCAGGAGAGGGAGGAGAUGAUUGGUGAAUAUGAGUUGAUCCUUGACGUAAAUGAUAACACCCCCACUGGAUCUUUUCGCGCGGCGGUGCUGGAAUUUACGGUAUGA